UCCUGUAGAGGGAGGAUCCAUCCAGAUCAUAUCAGUUCUUCAGUCGUGUUUCAGAGUGUUUUCAGACAUUUUAAACCUCACUCUUGUGUACUGAUGAAGAAAAUGCUUCUCAAAUCAGUAUUGUUCUGGUUGUGUUUGUGGCGUCUGGUUGGAGUGUUUUGUAGUUCUGUCAGCCAGGUGGAAUUGCUGGUGAUAGUCGGAGAGUCUGUCACUCUUAACACUGGCUUUACUGAAAUAAAGUGGUUUAACAGGAUUCAGUGGUGGUUUGAGAAUAAUAUGAUUGCUGGUAUCAAUGUAACGGCCGGCAGCAUGACUGUAUAUGAUGAUGUUCUUGACGGGAGAUUCAGAGACAGACUGAAGCUGGACAGUCAAACUGGAUCUCUGACCAUCACAAACAUCACAGAGAAACAUGCUGGAUAUUAUACAGUAACAACCAGCGAACCAGUGAUAAUAAGAUUCAGGCUCUUUGUCAUUGAGUAUGUUUGUGAUGCAGAAGAAAUAUCAGUAACAGAGGGAGAUUCUGUUACUCUAAACACUGGUCUUACUGAAAUAAGUGGAAAUGACAGACUGUUUUGGGAUUAUGAAAUUGACAUUGCUGCAAAACCUAUAUUUGAAAGACUUUUAGCACAAACUAUAAUCCGCUAUACUUAUGGGUUUGAGCUAUUUGACGACGGAAUGAAACUGGACAAUCAAACUGGAUCUCUGACCAUCAUAAACAUUACAACUAAACGUGCUGGUAUUUAUACACUCAAUUACCAGAUAAGUGGAGGAAAUUGGUCAACAAAAGCAUUCAGAGUUGCUGUCUAUGGUGAGUAG
This is a messenger RNA of Carassius auratus (goldfish), 816 nucleotides long. RefSeq lists its product as uncharacterized. The coding region runs from base 94 to 816 and encodes 240 amino acids. The record is from RefSeq and is a predicted model, not a curated record. The transcript has 3 exons. NCBI's taxonomy places the organism in Eukaryota, Metazoa, Chordata, Actinopteri, Cypriniformes, Cyprinidae.